UUCCCGGCGCAGGAUGCAGAAUCGUGUCGCCGUUGAGUUAGUUGUGCCGAGCGAGUCAUUUGCGUUUUUCCAUUUCACCGUGCUGCGUGAGUGUUGGUUGUGAGUUGUGUGUAAGGGAAUAGCGUGAAGAUGGGCGAUCAAGAGGACAACUGGAUGGAGGACGCUUCCGCGGAGCAAGAGGGAGGGGAAAAUGCGGAGAAUGAACGACAGACCAAAACACGAGUGGCCGAGGAGACUCCGACGGCGGAGAAGACGGAGGCGCAGCUGCUGAUCGAGGCCAAACUGCGCAAGCACGAGGAGGAGGACGCCGAGCGCAUCCGCGAGAUCGAGGAGCAGCGCCGCGUCGAGCGCGAGAAGCAGGAGGAGGAGCUGCGCCGCCUCAAGGAGAAACAGGCACAACGCCAGAAGCAGCGCGAGGAAGAGGAACGCAUUCUCGAGGAGCAGAAGCGCCAGCAGGAAGAGCAACGCCGCCGCGAAGAGGAAGCGCGCAAGACGAAGGCGGAGGAGGAGAAGCGGCGCAAGCAGGAGGAGGCGGAGCGGAAGAAGGCGGCGGCGCAGGCGGCGAUGGCGGGCGGGCGCAACUUCGUCAUCGAGAAGGAGAAGACCGGCUCCAGCACCAUCGACAAGUUUAUGAACAUCUCCAAAGCCAAGACGGAGAUGUCGCUGAACGCCGGCGAGCUGGAGACGCUGAAGAAGAAGACGGUGGCCGACCGGCUGAAGCCGCUGGCCGUCGAGGAGCUCGACAACGCCGGCCUGAAGCGCUACGCCGAGGAGCUGUGGAAGCAGAUCAUCCAGCUGGAGACCGCCAAGUACGACCUCGCCGAGCGAUUCACGCGCCAGGAAUACGACAUCAAGGAGCUGAACGAGCGGCAGCGGCAGAUCAACAUGAAGAAGUACGUCGUGGCCGGCGGCGACGUGGAGGGCGGCGCGGGCGCGGCGGCGGCGGGCCGGCACCCGCCCAAGGUGCAGCUGAUCAGCAAGUACGAGCGGCGCACGGACCGGCGCACCUUCGGCGAGCGCAAGAGCCUCUUCGAGUGGGACGCCUCGCGGGAGCCGGCCAAGGAGACGCAGAAGCCCCAGGCCAAGAAGCGCGAGACGUGGAUCCGCGAGAAGGGCGCCGAGGAGGAGCGCCGCAACUACACCUACGACGACGACGACGAGGAGCCGCCGCAGCGCGACGACGACCAGCCGCCGGCUAAACGGGCGUCUUACGCGGCGCCUGCUGCGGAGGAGGCGCCGGAGGAGGAGCUAGCCGCUGAAGAGUGACAGCAAAAAGCCGGCUGAUGUCAUUGAUUAAACGGAACGGAACGGAACGUGUGGUGUCUCGCUUGACAGACAGACGGCUUAUGCAAUGGUCUGCUCUGAAAUUGUGCGACAUAUUUAGCAACAGACUGCCAACUGUGUCGCCUUCCCCGGAACAUGCCCAGUUAAAAUUAAUACAUAACCCUAGGGUUUGUACCAGUACAUUAUUUCGCAAAAAACACCUUUCCGCCGCCUUUCCGCCGUUUUUCAAAUUUUAACAUCAGUUUGAAACGUUUGAAAAUAGUUUAAAGUUUUGGGAAAAAAAAUGUAGAAGGCUGGUUCGGUGUAAAAAGGAUCUUCAUGGUACUGUGUGUUUUCAAGCAGAAUUCGAAGAGGAUCGUUGCAUAAUGAGACUUUUGCUACAGCUCCGUGCGUUG
This is a messenger RNA of Paramacrobiotus metropolitanus, 1679 nucleotides long. Its product is annotated as troponin T, skeletal muscle-like. The record is from RefSeq and is a predicted model, not a curated record. The transcript has 8 exons. Gene Ontology annotation, molecular function: tropomyosin binding. Lineage: Eukaryota; Metazoa; Tardigrada; Eutardigrada; Parachela; Macrobiotidae. Bases 130 to 1266 code for a protein of 378 amino acids. Gene Ontology annotation, biological process: regulation of muscle contraction; sarcomere organization; muscle contraction. Gene Ontology annotation, cellular component: troponin complex.